This is a messenger RNA of Thalassophryne amazonica, 5924 nucleotides long. Its product is annotated as histone demethylase UTY-like. Gene Ontology annotation, biological process: heart development; regulation of gene expression. Bases 306 to 4703 code for a protein of 1465 amino acids. Gene Ontology annotation, molecular function: histone H3K27me2/H3K27me3 demethylase activity; RNA polymerase II cis-regulatory region sequence-specific DNA binding; protein binding. The transcript is spliced from 30 exons. Lineage: Eukaryota; Metazoa; Chordata; Actinopteri; Batrachoidiformes; Batrachoididae. The record is from RefSeq and is a predicted model, not a curated record. Gene Ontology annotation, cellular component: MLL3/4 complex.
UGGGUUCGCUUGGGUGACACAAUUAUAACAACUUUUAUCUCCGCGGCUGUCGCACACUUUACUUCCAAACGCUCACAUUUCGGGAUACUGCACUCCUUAAUUCGCUUUCAGGUGACACUCCGAGUUGAGGAACGAUGUGACGUUCGAGGAGCGACAGAGCGCUUCUUGUGUUUGCACCCCCCGGACGGAUUUACUACAUCCAAUCGCAUCUUAUCGCAGUGGGAGGAAAGAAGAAGAAGAAGCAGGGAAAAAAGAAAAAGUUUUCGGCCGUUUUUGUGGGAGCGAGCCGCCGCUGUCUUUGGCCCAUGCAGUCGUGCGGCGUGUCGCUGGCCGCCGCCGCCUGCGCUGCUGUCCGGAGUCUCGGCUCGUCUGCUGGUGAUGAGGAAAAGAAAAUGGCGGCGGGAAAAGCGAGUGAAGCCGAGGAGGACUUUCCCACACUGACAGCCCCGGAGAGGGACGCUCUGGUCGGCGUGGACAGUUCGCUGUUUGGAUUUCAGAAGCUUCAUGAAGAUGGCGCCAGAACGAAGGCCCUGCUGGUGAAGGCUGUUCGCUGCUAUGAUUCACUCAUCCUUAAAGCUGAGGGAAAAGUGGAUCCUGAGUUAUUUUGCCAGCUCGGCCACUUCAACCUCCUUUUGGAGGAUUAUCCAAAAGCAUUGUCUGCCUACCAGAGGUACUACAGUUUACAGUCUGACUACUGGAAGAAUGCUGCCUUUCUGUACGGCCUUGGAAUGGUCUACUUCCACUAUAAUGCCUUUCAGUGGGCGAUCAAAGCAUUCCAGGAGGUGCUGUACAUAGACCCAGGGUUCUCCCGGGCCAAGGAGAUCCAUCUACGCUUGGGUCUCAUGUUCAAGGUCAACACAGAUUAUGAGUCAAGUUUAAAGCAUUUUCAGCUGGCUUUGAUUGACUCCAACCCCUGCACUUUGUCCAAAGCUGAAAUUCAGUUCCAUAUUGCUCACUUAUAUGAGAUUCAGAAGAGAUACCGAGCUGCCAAAGAGGCUUAUGAGAACCUUCUGCAGACGGAUGAUCUUCCUGCACAGGUGAAGGCCACUACCCUGCAGCAGCUAGGCUGGAUGCAUCACACAGUGGAACAGCUCGGGGACAGAGCCAGCAGGGACAGCUAUGCCAUUCAGUGUCUGCAGAAAUCUCUGGAGGCUGAUCCCAAUUCUGGACAGUCCUGGUACUUCCUUGGCAGGUGCUACUCUAGUAUUGGGAAGGUCCAGGAUGCUUUUAUCUCCUAUCGGCAGUCCAUAGACAAAUCAGAGGCCAGUGCAGAUACCUGGUGUUCUAUAGGGGUUUUGUACCAGCAGCAGAACCAGCCGAUGGAUGCUCUGCAGGCCUAUAUCUGCGCUGUACAGCUGGACCACAGUCACGCCGCAGCCUGGAUGGAUUUGGGCACGCUGUACGAGUCGUGCAACCAGCCACACGAUGCCAUCAAGUGCUACAUCAAUGCCACACGCAGCAAGGGCUGCACGAAUACCACCGCAUUAACCCACCGCAUCAAAUGCCUGCAGGCUCAGUUGAGUAACCCCCAGCUCAAUAGCCUACAGGGUAAAAGUAAAAUGCUCCCUCUUAUUGAGGAGGCAUGGAGUCUACCAAUUCCAGCAGAGCUAACCUCCAGGCAGGGGGUCCUGAGCAGUGCACCGCAGCAGGCUUGUAAGCCCAGUCACAUUGCAGAAGGUGGGAGUUCAGGUCAGUCGCUGCCUGCUCACACAGGCUCACUGGGCCAAGCAGAGGAGCAGUCUUGUCCAGCUAAGAGGAGGAGAGCCUCCAGCCCUUCCAAGGGUGAUUCUUGGGCCAGUAAUGCAGCACAACAGCCAGUACCUAACUGGUAUUUUUCUCCACAGAAGUUACAGCUGUUGGAGCAGUUGAGGAGUAACCGGGCGAGCCUGAAGCCACCACAGCUUCAGAUGUUGGAGCAACUGGAAGCGCAGCUUGCAAUGAUGCAGCAGCAGCACCAGAUGAGACAGAAUGCCUCAGGAGUUCAGGUGCGCCCCUCUCUUCCAAACGGCCCGACCAUCAACUCCCUCCCCUCCCCUAACCCCAGCCUCCAUCCCGCCCGGCCCCUCAUGGGACCUCAUCGGCCCCUGUGCCCACCUCAGCCACUGGUCAACGGGCCUGUGCCCCCGGGGAUACAUGGACACUCAGACCCCCUCCGUGCGGACGACAGUAGUAGUAAUAAUCAGCCAGGACCCAACGGAGACGUGCCUUACCUGCAACCUGCCGGCAGCGGCGACGCAGCACUGCUACCUCACACCUGCACAAGCACGCAAACCCAGGAUGCCACGCCACACCAGGCCCUGCACCUAAACUCCUCUCAGGGUCUUCAGAAAGGGCCUGUUCCACACACGACAGGCUCCAGUGCUGAGGGGACCCUCUCUCAACCCCAAACCCCAACCUCCACUGCCCUUUCGCUCCCCAACAAUCAGGGUGGACAUUCCACUAACAUCCCGUCGCCACAGCAGCAGGCUCACAACCACCUACCUUCCCCUCCUUCCCUCCCUCACUGCGCUACCUCAGGUGGAGCAGCAUCCGAUGCACCCACUACCAAAGAUAGCACCACCACAUCCAUCCAUGUCAGGGCAGUCGUAUCCCUUGGUAACGGAGGAUUUGAGAGUCAGACACCACCCCCAUCAGCCGAUGGCACAAUGGUGCAGGCAGAUGACCUAGCCAAUCACACCCACAUAGGUGAAGGUGAAAAGGUGUCCGAAGGUGGUGACAAGCCAAGCCUUAGCGCAGACAAUCCUAGGCUAUCUGCCCUGCUGGUGGGGGGGAAGGGCUGUGAAGAGGGUGAUGGACAUUCAGAGGUGACUGCACCUACAGCAGCUGCUACGCCUGAACACCAAAAGAAAAUCAAUAACAUCCACCCAGCUGUCCUGCCCUCUACCCCUCAUGCCCAGGGCAGCUCGGCUGCCUCCUCGCCCAUCUCUGCCAUAUCUACUGCCACACCUUCACCAAAAUCAUCAGAACACACCCAAACAAGUGCCCACAGUCCCGCCACCACCACCACCACAAUCAUCACCACCACCACCACAACUGCAGCACCAGCUGUGAAUGGCAACAGCAAAGGAGGGAUCUCUGAGGAUUCUCAAAGUCCACUAAAGUCUGAGCCGCCCACCAUCACCAGUCUCAAAGCUACACCUCCACAUGGGCAUGGCUCCUCCUCCUCCUCCUCUUCAUCUUCAAUUUCCAUCUACCCAAGCUCCAAUGAUGUUCUAAAGGCCUGCAGAAACCUCGGUAAAAACGGCCUUUCAAACAACAGUAUCCUCCUUGAUAAGUGUCCACCGCCUCGGCUGCCCCCUCCACCCUCACCAGCCCUGCCCAAAGACAAACUGAACCCACCUACACCCAGUAUAUAUUUGGAGAACAAGAGGGAUGCUUUCUUCCCACCUCUGCACCAGUUCUGCACAAACCCGUCUAACCCUGUCACUGUCAUCAGAGGCCUAGCUGGAGCACUCAAACUGGAUCUGGGUCUGUUCUCCACUAAGACUCUGGUAGAAGCCAACCCAGAACACCUGGUGGAGGUUUGGACUCAGCUUUCGCAGCCUGCUGAUGAGAACUGGGAUCCAACUGGCACCAAGAAAAUGUGGCGCUGUGAGAGCGCCCGCGCCCACACCACCAUCGCCAAAUAUGCUCAGUAUCAGGCCGCUUCCUUCCAGGAGUCACUACGGGAGGAGAAUGAGAGGAAGGCACUGAAGGAGCCCUUGGACACAGAGCAGCUGUCAGCCGAGAGUGGUGUACACAAGAGGCGGGGACCCUUAAAACAGAUCAAGUUUGGAACAAACAUCGAUGUUUCAGAUGAAAGGAAAUGGAAACAGCAGCUCCAAGAACUCAGUAAAUUACCGGCUUUUGCUCGAGUAGUGUCAGCUGGCAAUCUGCUGAGUCACGUGGGUCACACCAUACUGGGUAUGAACACGGUUCAGCUCUACAUGAAGGUCCCUGGGAGCAGGAUACCAGGUCAUCAAGAGCACAACAAUUUCUGUGCUGUCAACAUUAACAUUGGACCAGGGGACUGUGAAUGGUUUGCUGUACCAGAGCCAUACUGGGGAGUGAUGAGCAAUUUCUGUGAGAAAAACAUCAUCAAUUUUCUGAAGGGAUCAUGGUGGCCGAACCUGGAGGACCUAUAUGAAGCAGAUGUGCCUGUUUAUCGGUUCAUCCAGCGUCCAGGGGACCUGGUGUGGCUCAAUACCGGCACAGUCCACUGGGUCCAGGCCAUUGGCUGGUGCAAUAAUAUCGCCUGGAACGUGGGACCUCUCACCGCUCACCAGUAUAAGUUAGCAGUGGAGCGUUACGAGUGGAAUAAACUCCAGAGUGUCAAAUCCAUGGUUCCCAUGGUUCAUCUCUCCUGGAACAUGGCACGCAACAUCAAAGUGUCUGACCACAAGCUGUUUGAGAUGAUCAAGUACUGCUUGCUGCGAACAUUAAAGCAGUGUCAGUGGAUGAAGGAAGCUUUGGCAUCAGCCGGCAAGGAGACUGUGCUGAGGCCGAGGACCAGGGAUGAGCCGGCACACUACUGCACCAUCUGUGAGGUGGAGGUGUUCAACCUGCUGUUUGUGCGCCGCGAGCUGCUCUCGAAGAAACAGUACGUGGUUCACUGCCAGGACUGUGCCAGGAAAGGCAGCGCCACGCUCGAUGACUUCAUGGUGCUCGAGCAGCACAGGAUGGAGGAGCUGAUGCAGGUCUAUGACCAGUUCACAUUAACCUAAAAAUGAGCUGUCCCCCCCCUCUCUCUGCCAGGCCCCUCCUCUUCAUUCAUCUUCAUCUUGACAUUAGGCGACACAUCUAUGUUCUGCUGCAGAGCCAUGAACCCCAUUUAUACAAACUUGUGGAAAAAGAACAACAACAAAACAUCUACAUUCACGGACCAUUUGUGAUAUUCAGGAACGACAAGGCCGUCUCCCCGCCGUCACCACUGCUCCUCCCAGAUGGCUGGCUAGAGACCGAGGCGGCCGAGUGUGUCAGUCUAUGCAACCUGUUUAAAGUGCUGGCUACGGCCCAUCCAGGCGGAGGUGCCACCAAGCUCACCAACAGGACUGUUCCCCCACCCCAACCCCCCUGCUCCCAUUGACAAUGGUUGCGCCCUGUUUUAACAGAGGACUUAAUCAAAAGCGGUUGGGACGGGGGAGGAGUGGAAUUCUUAAGGCGUGAUUAAAACUGUUUUGUAGAUACUCGUUAACUCACAACUGGCAACACCACCGUUGAAGACUACUGACUUGACAACCUUUUCCCCUUGUCUUUUUAGUGUUCCGGUAACAGGAUGAAGCUUUGGCUUCACCUUUGAUUUCAAGAUUCCCCCAAAUUUUACUUACUUUUUUUUUUGCCCCUUCUAAGGAGCACUGGCCCAUCUGAUGUUUUUUUUCUGUGGUAGAUGGUAAUUUUAACACUCUUUGGACAGCAAAAUCUCCCAGAAACAUUAUUUAAAAAAAAGUAAUGUGAAAUUUAGAUUUUUUUUUUUUUUUUUUUUACAGCUUUUGUGUUUUGUUUUACUUUUCAUAUGUUUCAUUUCUUAGGUAAAAAGAAAAAAGGAAAAAAAAAUAGGGAAUAAAAACCUUACUAGCCAAGUCACAAAGAAAAUGGGUUGCACACACUUACGGAAUAAAAUUUAAUUUGUGAUUGGUUUUUUUUUUUUAUGUUUCUAAUCUUGAUGUAAAUUUACACUAUUUAUAAAUGCAUAUUUAUUGCUUGAAAAUAUUUGUUGAUGGAAUGCUGUUAUUUUUUUUCCAGAGUACCUGCCAUUAAAUUUGAAGGAGUUUUGUCAUUUUAACAUGACUCCUCUUACAUUUUCUAUAUAUAUAAAUAUAUAUAUAUAUAUAUAUAAAUAUAUAAAUAAAAUUGCUCAGCAAGCAUUGUACAGAAACGGACAUUUAAAAUUGUUUUAUUGUUUGAAGAAUGUUUUAUGAGUCAAUAAACACAAAGUUGUCAAAUUA